AGAUGCAGCAUAUGUGCACCUCUAUGCUCUAUACAUAGCACCACUCCUGGAAAGUCCACGCGCUUCUACCAUACAGCCCUCACUCCUCUCCUUGCCGGCUUUCAGAUUCAGAUCUCAGAAGCUAGCGAUCGAGCAUAUCGAUCCCGCGCCAUCGAUCUGAAGCUCUCCCCGGCCGCGUGCACCAAGCAUCAGCCUGUAAGUAGAUAUGAACUGGUUACCACCGACAUGGAUGUGCGAUCUGAGAGGCCGCAGCUUCUGCUGCCGGCAGCGCUGAUAAGCUAGCUGGGAUCCCGUACAUGGUGGGUAGGGAGGAACUAAGGGUAGCAAUAUGUGUAGUCAGGUCAGGUCUAUCAGUCUGGAAGAGGUAAAAAGUGAAACUUGCGGUUUAAAAUCCAGUACAAUCUGCUGACAACAUCGAAAACCUGCACCGGUAUUUGCUCAUUCAGGAGAUAUAAGAGCUACUUCUACCACUUCACCCCUAUAUUCCCAGAAUAGAAGACUGAUUCUUGUUCUUCUAUAAUCUUGUGCUUACUGAUUAUUUGAAUUCCUUUCUGAAUUGACUGAUUAUUUGAGUUCCUUUUCAGCUACUUCCAUUCUAGCAGCUGCAAAUGGAUCGCGAGCCUGAUAUGAAGUGUGUCAUGGAGCAUAUGUUGUUUGAUGCAAGUGCACAACCGCCCGAUUUGUUUUUAUCCCUUCUGAAAUACAUCACGAAUGAUUUCUCCGAUGAUCAGCAAACUGGCAGGGGCCAGGUUUCCACUGUUUAUAAGAGAUUACUUGGAAACACGACUAUCGCCACAAAGGAGUUGAAUGAAACACUCGGUAUUCUUGAGAACAAAUUCAACGAAGAGGUUGGCUGUUUAAUAAAGACGAAGCAUAGAAAUAAUUUGCAAUUCCUGGAAUAUUGUUGUGAGACACGAGGGAUAAUUGUAGACCACGAGGGGAAGUUUGAUAAGUAUACCACCGGAGUAUCUCGUAUACUUGAUCGGAGAAACUGUUAUGAAAUAAUCGAGGGAAUUUGUGAAGGUUUAGAUUGUCUGCAUGUGAAGCGGUGUAUUCUCCACUUAGACCUUAAACCCGCAAAUAUACUCUUGGAUGAUACUAUGGCACCGAAAAUUGCGGAUUUUGGUAUCCCAAGAUGGUCCAUGCAGCGGAUAUAUGGCACCCGAAUUUUUUGGAUGAAAAAUAACAUUCAAGUCAGACAUAUACAGUUUGGGUGUUAUAAUCAUAGAGAUACUAACAGAAGGUUGGUUGUCUAGUAAAGGCAAAGCACAAGAAUAUAGUACGGUUUCUUGGAUAUUGUGCUCACACACAAGCUGCUUUGAGUAUCUACCCAACGGAAGUCUUGAAAAAUAUAUCAGCGAUAUAUCUACAUGUGAAUCAAGAUACUAUUCACUUAACCUUAAAAUCGCAAUCAUAUUGUUGGAUGAUAAUAUGGUACCAAAAAUAACUGAUUUUGGUCUCUCAAGAUGCUUUGAUUUUGGUCUCUCAAGCUGCGUUGAUGAAAUGUAAAGCCAGACUUGUACUUCAAAUCCGAAAGAAUCGUUGUCAACUAUGUAUGAAUUAGAUAAAUCGGAAUCUUCUUUCCUCUUUUGAGUUGGUAGAAAUUGUAAGAUCUAUUAACAAAUUUGUAAAGUUGACAAGGAUUUCUCAACUUAUAGAGACAUAGAUAUGGCCCUUUCCUUAUUUUAGUGCAAAAGCUUUAUCAUGUUGCUUUGUGUUUC
Messenger RNA from Lolium perenne, 1721 nucleotides. Lineage: Eukaryota; Viridiplantae; Streptophyta; Magnoliopsida; Poales; Poaceae. The record is from RefSeq and is a predicted model, not a curated record.